This is a messenger RNA of Tremella mesenterica DSM 1558, 1380 nucleotides long. RefSeq lists its product as uncharacterized. NCBI's taxonomy places the organism in Eukaryota, Fungi, Basidiomycota, Tremellomycetes, Tremellales, Tremellaceae. The record is from RefSeq and is a predicted model, not a curated record. The coding region runs from base 1 to 1380 and encodes 459 amino acids. The transcript has 4 exons.
AUGAUCCCAUCAGCCACUCAACCUCAAACAGGUCCAUCUAGACCACCCAAACCAUCCCGUCCUCUUAACCCAUCUCAAGCCAGUUCUUCCACUUGUAGGCCUGAUUUACCACAGCCACGACCAACGAGUCUCACCAAACCAGGAUGGCAGCCUAAAACCACGAGGGCGAAAGCGGUAGUGGACGUGGAUAUGAGAUUAGGAAGAGGUCGUGUGGAGAGAAUUGGGGAAGUAGGAGAGAGAGUGGAAAGGGAAUUAUCUACUUUGUUCUCAAAUACCGACCGUCCGCCUGACUUGGACGACCUUCUUACUAGAGACAUUACAGGACGGACGGCUCUUGAGGAAACGGAUUCCAAUGGGAAGAGAAACAUAAUAGGAGACGAAAUCAAGACGAAAGGUUGGAUGAAAGAUGCUGUAGAGGCCAUGGUCAUCGGUGCGACUUUUGGUUUCUGGCCGAACAGACCUUCCUCAUCCAAAAUUCCUACAUCCCAGCCACCCCAACUCCCUUCUACGAACCCUAUCAUAUCGAAUCGAAUACCAGAAGGUUCAAACACUGAGAGAGAAGAUCAGAGUCAUUUCGAUAACCCCCGAUUGGACCUUCCCCCAGCUUACGAAGACACUGAAGUGCCUCAUACCUCAUUCGAUGAAUGGGAAGAAUUGAGUGAGACUUCCACACCACUCAUCACUCCUUCUACAUCACGUCAUACAACAUAUCGUCAUCGACGUCUAUCUAAAUCCAAUUAUCCAUCUUAUCAUUCGCAUCUUUCUUACCCUUCAUAUCCAUCUUUUCCAUCAUAUUCAUCUCUAUCGUCUAAACGUCUUUCCGAUCAUUUUCCCUCUCAAGGACGAAAUCGUAUACGUCAUCCCGACGCCCUCGAAUCAGAACCUGACUUUAGGUCGACCUCUGAACAUGCAUUGAUGGGUAUAACGGACGAGUUUGACACAAUGGAGGUAGCAGACAAAGUAGGGAGAGAAGAUGAUGACAUGGAAAGAAGAUUAGACUUGUUAGGUGAAAAAAUGACAAGACUAAUCUUACAAGCUCAAAUAGCUUUGAACUCCACUACGUCAAAUUCUGAACGUCGACACAUCAGGAAAUGUCUUUCGAGUGGUGAACGCCUUCUCAGAACUCCUCACAAGAAAAGCCCCGGUGGUUUUGUGGAGAAUCGACGAAAGAGAGCCUCAGAAUCGGAUCUUCCUUGGAGAGAAGGAGAAAUGGGAGGAAAGGGAAUAGGAACGGUAAAGAUGGUCAUGACGACAUAUACUUUUUCUCCUAAGAAAAAUGGGAUGAUAGGGAAACGUUCUGGUAGUUUAGGGAAUUUGAGAGGGAGUAGAAUGAGACAAGUGAAGUCGUUAGUUUUAGAACCUAUAACUCGUCAAAUAUGA